Messenger RNA from Drosophila grimshawi, 2438 nucleotides. RefSeq names its product protein wntless (gene wls). Gene Ontology annotation, biological process: Wnt signaling pathway; intracellular protein transport; Wnt protein secretion. Gene Ontology annotation, cellular component: endomembrane system; organelle membrane. The transcript has 2 exons. The record is from RefSeq and is a predicted model, not a curated record. Gene Ontology annotation, molecular function: Wnt-protein binding. The coding region runs from base 151 to 1839 and encodes 562 amino acids. Lineage: Eukaryota; Metazoa; Arthropoda; Insecta; Diptera; Drosophilidae.
ACGAAAGACGACAGCCGACAGAUUCAAGUUCUUUUUAUAGCGUGCAACGGCUAAAACAAAUACAAAAUUUUGUUUACCUUAACCGACAGAUAAAGAGGAAGCGUGUCUCAUAGAGCACAGUGAUUGCCACAGUGACGCCACACAGACGAAAUGUCCGGCACGAUACUUGAGAAUUUAAGCGGUCGCAAGCUGUCCAUAUUGGUCAGCAGCCUGAUGCUAUGUCAAGUGGUAUGCUUCCUGAUGGGUGGCCUCUUUGCACCGGUGCCCGCUGGACAUCAGACUGUGUUGGGCAGCAAGUGUCGCGAUGUGCCCGGCCGUCAAAAUGACACCAGUUUCUUUCUGUAUUCGCGCGGCAACGGGGCAUGCAAAUCUCUGCAAGACAUUGACAUUGAGCAGGACGAACUGAAGAUGGCCAAUCAAUUGGUGUAUGUCUUCCAAAUGCCGCUGCCCCGUGACAAUAAUACGCUGCAAUAUUCGCGAUGGCAACAGAAUCUAAUUGGUGUACUCCAGGUGGAUAUUGCAUACGACUCGGCCUCCGAGUUGCGAGAGCCACCCAAGGAGCUGCAGCUAACAAUCGAUACGCGGCUCGCGUAUCGCAACCAGAAAGAUGCCGAUACGGACUGGAAGCUGUAUGCGCACAGCGUGGAGCAGCGCUAUCUGGAUUGCCAUGCCUCGCACGUUGGCCGCCUGGAGACGUUGUACACUUGCGACAUAAUCCCAUUGUUCGAGCUGGGCGCACUGCAUCACAAUUUUUAUCUGCUCAAUUUGCGCUUUCCCAUGGACACGCCCAAACAGAUGAAUCUCCAGUUUGGUCACAUGCACGAUCUCACAUUGACCGCUAUACAUCAGAACGGUGGCUUCACUCAGGUUUGGCUGGUGCUGAAGACUCUGCUCUUCCCAUUUGUAAUCGGCAUCAUGAUGUGGUUCUGGCGUCGCGUUCACAUACUCCAACGUUCGCCGGCACUGCUGGAGUACAUGCUGUUCUAUUUGGGGGGCGCAUUGAGCUUCCUCAAUUUACCGUUGGAGCUUCUAACGCUGGGCGUCGAGAUGCCCUACAUGCUGCUGCUGAGCGAUGUGCGUCAAGGCAUCUUCUAUGCGAUGCUGCUCUCCUUUUGGCUCGUGUUUGCCGGCGAGCAUAUGCUAAUCCAGGACUCGCCCAGCAAGUCAACCAUACGCUCACGCUACUGGAAGCAUCUCUCGGCUGUUGUCGUCGGUUGCAUUUCGCUCUUUGUGUUCGACAUUUGUGAGCGUGGGGUGCAGAUGCGCAAUCCCUUCUACUCGAUUUGGACAACGCCGCUGGGCGCCAAAGUGGCGAUGAGUUUCAUUGUACUCGCUGGCGUCUCGGCUGCCAUUUAUUUCCUCUUCCUGUGCUUCAUGGUGUGGAAGGUGUUCAAGGACAUUGGCGAUAAGCGCACCUCUUUGCCAUCUAUGUCACAGGCACGACGUCUGCACUACGAGGGACUCAUCUAUCGCUUCAAAUUCCUUAUGCUGGCCACUCUGCUGUGUGCUGGCCUGACCGUCGCUGGCUUCAUCAUGGGCCAAAUGGCCGAAGGACAUUGGAAAUGGAAUGAGAAUAUUGAAAUUCAGCUGACAUCGGCCUUUCUCACUGGCGUCUAUGGCAUGUGGAACAUCUAUAUCUUUGCCCUGAUCAUCCUAUAUGCGCCCAGUCAUAAGCAAUGGCCGACAAUGCGUCACAGCGAUGAGACGACGCAGUCCAAUGAGAAUAUUGUCGCCUCCGCCGCCAGCGAGGAAAUUGAGUUCAGUAAUCUGCCCUCAGAUUCCAAUCCCAGCGAAAUAUCAUCGCUCACCUCCUUCACGCGCAAGGUGGCCUUCGAUUAGUGAGAUCGGGCGAAAUUCGAUUAUACGGCCAGUUGAAUAUAUAUGUUGUGUGCCAAACUAUUUGUAAGAUUCGAUUUUGGCGGCCAGGGAAAAUGCUCGACUUGUGCGUAUUUUCAUUAGUAUUACAUUUACCAGUAACAUUUCUUGCCUAGUUUUUUUGUAUACUUUUCACACACAUACACUCUUAUACAUAUAUAACUUAUCAGCAUUCAUUAAUGCAUUUUUUAUAGAUUUUUCUCUGCAUGCUCAAAGUAGUGUUCAAGUCCAAGGUUUUUAACUGAUAUUUGUAGUAAACAUGUGUACUUAUUUAAAUCUCUAAAUAUAUAUAUAUAUAUGUAUCUGUAUCUGUAUGCCUCGGCAGUAUUAUAUAUGUGGAAAACUUUUUAACUAGCCAUUAAGACUCAAUUAACGAACUUCAUCGGGUGCUUAGGGAUUGCAUGCACAACAUCUGAAUACACAAAACAUUAAGGAUAUAUACGCUAUUAUACAUUAUACAUACAACCGAUUCGCAAUUUUAUCAACUGUCAAACGUAGAGCAAUUUCUCACUCUCUUUUAUAGUAGCAAUGCAAUGAAUAAAUAAAAGCAAUAUUUAAAUGAC